Messenger RNA from Lecanosticta acicola, 1868 nucleotides. NCBI's taxonomy places the organism in Eukaryota, Fungi, Ascomycota, Dothideomycetes, Mycosphaerellales, Mycosphaerellaceae. The record is from the annotation of a GenBank genome assembly.
AUGCACUUCUCAAUGCGGUUCUUGGCCACUGUGCCCAUUGCUAUCGUUUCUGCCCUGCCUCAAACUACUACUCCAGGAGCCACACCUGCCGUCAACACUACAACAUGCAACGGCAAGACUUACGUGUACGAGUCUUUGGCGGGUUAUGGAUUUGUCCCUUCCAAUGCCACCGAUAAAUUCGGCGACACCAUUGGCGGCCAUGGCUCUUCCAUUGCCAUUGACAGCAGUUCGUGGACUCGCAUUGGCAACAGCUACACCGGCCUUCUCUACACUCUUCCCGACCGAGGCUGGAACACCAACGUGAGUAUUGGCAGCCUCACGCAUCGGCUGUACAGAUUUCAACUAAUUGUCCUUUGUCGUUAGGGCACUGUCAAUUACCAAAAUCGAAUCCACAAGUUCCUACUCACCUUCACCCCCAACGACAGUGCAACCGUAGCCAACCCUUCGCCUCCAAACCUCAAGUUCCGUUAUCUGGACACCACCCUCUUGACAGACCCUGUCGACAAGCCAACUUCUGGCCUUGAUGCCGAUAUCACUGGACCUUACCUGAACUACGUACGUACAAUCGACGGAACCGCGACUCAGUACUGUCCACGCUAACCGUAUUCCCUACCUUCUAGCCACUCGUUGGUGAGAUUCCAUCUGUCAACUACACUGGUGAUGGGUAUGAACCACUUUACGUUACCACAUAUGAUGGGUUGUUGAUAGCGAUUUAGGUACGGCGGUCCUGGCGCAGGAGACAGACGCAUCGUGAUCGAUUCUGAGGGUCUUGUCCUCGGUCCUGGAGGCACCUACUGGGUCUCGGACGAGUACGGCGACUACAUCUUCAACUUCCUUCCCAACGGACGACUGAUCAGGACGAUCCGCCCGCCAAAUGCGUUCAUCCCGAUCCGUAAUGGAAACGAGUCCUUCAGUGCCGACAGUCCUCCAAUCUACAACCCUGCUCUCGUGCCUGUCCCAGCCCAGCCUACUUCUGGUCGAUCCAACAACCAGGGCCUCGAAGGCUUGACUGUCAACCCUGCGGGCACACGACUGUACGCCUUGACGCAAUCUGCUCUGAUCCAGGAUGGCGGCACCUCCAACCCUACGAGCCGUUAUGCUCGUCUGCUCGAGUACGACAUCACCGGUAUCAACAAGAAUCUUGUCGGAGAAUACGUCGUCCCACUCAACCGUGUCACCGCGAGCGCUACCAGCAAAAUUGCCAGGCAGAGCGAGAUCCACUACAUCAGCGACACUCAGUUUCUCGUGCUUGGUCGCGACUCUGGACGUGGCCGCGGCCAAGGCCCAACCAACACCAUGUCUCAAUACCGCGACGUGGACAUCUUCGAUAUCAGCAACGCAACCAACAUCGCCGGCAAAUCUGACUGCCAGACUUGCGCCAUUGCCCCCGCUGGCGUUUUGAACCCAAACACCACCGCUGCGACUUACUGCCGUUGGCUCGACUUCAACGUCAACAGCCAGCUGAGACGCUUCGGAGUCCACAACGGUGGCGCAGAGGAUGCAGGUCUGCUGAACGAGAAGUGGGAGUCGAUCGCCCUGGUCCCGGUCGACAAGGGCCCAACUGGCAAGGCUGUCAACAACGAGUAUUACCUCUUGUCCCUCUCCGACAAUGAUUUCAUCACUCAAGAUGGCCACCUGAAGUGAGUCCAUUGCUCCAGGCUAUCCUAGAGUCACCGCUAACAUCCCAUCCCUCCAGCUUUGGACGCUUCUCGUAUCGCGAUGGAAGCGGCUACAAUCUUGACAACCAGGCUCUGCUUUGUAAGUUCCACUUUCCCGUUGUUGAGAAACGCUUCUGCAAAUGCUGACAUGUGAUGCCCCAUUUAGUCAAGGUGCAACUCCCCAGCGGUUCCAGCCCCUUGGUCGCAUAG